AUGACCUUCGGGACCAUGUACCCCAUGAGUGUGUACAGCGGAAAAGUGCUGCUGCAGACCACGCCCUCUCACAUCAUUGGUCAGCUCGACAAACUCCUGCGAGAGGUGUCGACUCUGGACGGGGUCCUGGAGGUCCGCAACGAGCACUUCUGGACCGUGGGAUUCGGCUCUCUGGCCGGCUCCGCCCACGUGCGCAUCCGCCGCGACGCCAACGAGCAGCUGGUGCUGGCGCACGCCACCACGCGCCUCAUGCCACUGGUGUCCACUUUGACCGUGCAGAUCUUUAAAGACGACUGGACCCGGCCCCUGCUGACCAGCGCCCUGUCCCCCCCCUCCUCCUACGGCCCCCCUCCCUCUGUGGAGGCCGACCCUCUGACCUCCACUCCAGCCAAGCCCAGCAGCCCCCCCCCAGAGUUCUCCUUCGACACUCCAGGAAAGAACGCCCAGACCGUGGUUCUGCCCACCCCCGGGUCUCACACACACCGGCCGUACGCUGUAGGACUGGGAUACCCAGGGGCCUCAGGGUACCCAGGCCCAGGGGCCUCAGGGUACACUGGGCCCCUGGGGCUGGGGGUGUCCUCUCAGAGCUACAGGACUGCUUACGGGGCCCCCCCUCUGAGGUUCAGUGGGCCCUCUCCUCUGGGACCCGCGUACCCCCCCUACAGGCCGUAA
This is a messenger RNA of Knipowitschia caucasica, 672 nucleotides long. The record is from the annotation of a GenBank genome assembly. Lineage: Eukaryota; Metazoa; Chordata; Actinopteri; Gobiiformes; Gobiidae.